Coniosporium apollinis CBS 100218 is the source of this 771-nucleotide messenger RNA. RefSeq lists its product as uncharacterized. The record is from RefSeq and is a predicted model, not a curated record. Gene Ontology annotation, molecular function: phosphatase activity. The transcript is spliced from 2 exons. Lineage: Eukaryota; Fungi; Ascomycota; Dothideomycetes. The coding region runs from base 1 to 771 and encodes 256 amino acids. Gene Ontology annotation, cellular component: cytoplasm.
AUGUCUCCAACGAUCCACCUCAUCCGCCACGCCCAAGGCCAUCACAACCUUAGUCUCGCGAACCUCACCCUUCCCGAUCCGCUCCUCACGCCCCUCGGCGUCUCACAAUGCAGAGAUCUCGCCUUCACCUUCCCCUACACCGACCGCAUCGACCUGAUUGUUGCCUCCCCUCUGAAACGUACCAUCUACACCGCCCUCUACACCUUCCAGUCUCUCCUAGAGAAGAACCCGCACAUGCGGGUCAUCGCCCUGCCUGAGAUCCAGGAGACGAGCGAUCUGCCGUGCGAUACGGGGAGUGAUAUCGAGGAGCUGCGAAGGGAGUUCAAGGGGAGGCCAGUCGACCUGAGCUUGGUGACUGAGGGCUGGAACAGCAAGAAGGGACGCUGGGCGCCGGAGGCGGAUGCGAUCAUUGAGCGGGGAAGGGAGGCAAGGGUGUGGUUGAGGGAGCGGAAGGCGAGCAACGUCGCGGUCGUGACACAUGGAGGGUUCUUGCACUACUUUACAGAGGACUGGUCGGGGUGCGAGAAGUUCGUGGGUACCGGCUGGGCGAACACGGAGUUCCGGAGCUAUACGUUUGAUCCAGCUAGUGGCGACGAUGCAUCCAUAGUCGAGACAACAGAGUCGAGCGCGAGGAGACGCGGUACGGAGAAGCCGCUGUCUAAGGAGGAGCAGAGGAAUCUGAGAGAGACGGCAGAGAACGGCUGGGCGGCUGCCGGAUAUCAGAAAAAGAAGACGGAGCCUGCUCCACUGCCCAUUUCGGCAAAGGUAUAG